AUGGAUAAGGUUAAGAUGGAAGUAGGCCACAAACCGCAGAUUGAAAAAAAUUUCGGUGUGAAAUCCUCCAGAAAGAUGCCAAUACCAACCGUAAGGUUUUUAAAAAAGAAUAUGAGUAAAGUAAGUAAGAAAAUAACAAAACGGGAAUACUGUCGAUGGACCUCAGAAGAUAUGGACCAUGCGAUUAAUGCAUACAAAUAAAACCAAUGUGAUUUUAAGAGUGCUGCAGACGUUACAGCACUCCAAAGCCGACUUUUAGAAGGCUCUUGCGCUCUUUAAAUAAAAAGGCAAAUGAAAAUGUUCAGUCUUUAGGUCGACACACGACUUUUAGCCCUGAAAUUGAAAUGGAAUUGGCAAAACAUAUUUUAAAGCUGGAAGAAAGAUUUUUUGGUGUAACAAUUCGGGAUGUUCGACGAUUGGCUCUUCAAAUAGCU
Molecule: messenger RNA, 434 nt
Organism: Acanthoscelides obtectus
Lineage: Eukaryota; Metazoa; Arthropoda; Insecta; Coleoptera; Chrysomelidae
Source: the annotation of a GenBank genome assembly